Molecule: messenger RNA, 2615 nt
Organism: Brienomyrus brachyistius
Lineage: Eukaryota; Metazoa; Chordata; Actinopteri; Osteoglossiformes; Mormyridae
Gene: fam161a
Product: FAM161 centrosomal protein A
Exons: 8
Coding region: 163-2544 (793 amino acids)
Biological process (GO): cilium organization
Cellular component (GO): cilium
Source: RefSeq, a predicted model, not a curated record
UCCGUUUUAUAAAACGCCAUAGGCUUUUUGGCCCUGGAGCCAUACCGUUGUAGCAGAACUCCAGUUACCGGGACAACGACGCCUCGAGCUCCUAUAGGACUGUUCGAUGUGUGGGGCAGCAAGGCGUCUAUCUAUUUGAAGACUUAGCAAUUUGUGAGAGCAAUGGACAAUUUACAUCGGACAAACGUAAUAGUGACCUCGUGUUUAAGACCGCCGGUAAAGCCGAAGUCUAAGGCACCGCUAGCGCUUUAUGAGAGAGAAAGGGAGCAUCCUCACGCAACGGGACGCACGGACACCCGAAAUUACGAGAAAGAGUUGGUGUUUGACGGAGAUGACGGAGGUGGAAGGGCUGAAGACCGCGCACACUGUCCUUUGACUUUAAAGGACUGUGGGAUUUCCAAGGAUCAUUUUGACUUGCGGGAGUUUUGCUUGUCCAAUGAGGAGUAUUACAGGAAACUGGAGGAGCUGAAACAGGCCCACCUGCAGACUAUGGCAGAGCUGGAGGGGAUGUACCGGCAUAAGCUGGAUAUAAAGGACGUACCUCCUGUGGACGGCAGAAACACAAGCGUGCCUCACAGGUCACAGUGGACAAAGCCCUGCUCCGUGCCAGUGAACCUGCAUGAUGCCUCAUCAGCCCAGGAUCUCGACCACUACGGCAGCUCUGGAAUGUCGGGCACUUCAGAAGACAGCUAUGUAAAGAUCGAGCCAGUGAUGAGUAUUGUCAUCUCUCCAAAGGAAAAGAUCAAGAACAUGUGGCAAGACUUCAUCAUCGGGGAGCUGACCCCCCGUUCCCGGUCUCCAUCCUGCUCCUCACCGAGGAACCAGCUCAUGAGCCAGAAUCCUGGAGUCCUUAAGGACAAAACCAAGGGCAAAGAAAAACGCACUGGGCAGGAGCAGCAUCCUGAUGGCCAGAGGCUUCAAAUAACUGUGCCCAAACCCUUCCGGAUGACACUGCGUGAGGCGGAGAAGAAGCAAAGGAUAGUAAGGUCCCGCUCGGAGGUGGAGCUGGAGAAUGCCAUGCUGAGGAAGCAACUGGAAGAGCUGACCGAAUGCCAGAAGAAAUUCCAUGCCAGCCCCGUCCCUGCUCAUGUCUACCUCCCCCUGUAUGAGGAGAUCUGCGAGCGCAACAAGGAGCGGCGCAUCCUCUCCCGCCAGCAGAGACCUACCUCCCAGAAGCCCUUCAGCUUCUUGGAGAGGGAGUGUCGGAAGAGGGAGCAGAAGGUCCAGCUCCCCAGGGAGGAGAAGAAAGCUUUCCGGGCAAGGCCGGUUCCACGGAAGGUGUACAACUCCACAGUAAGUGAACGCCUCAAGGAGGACCAGCUGUACCGUGCCAUCAAGAUGCAGAUGCGGGCCCAGGAGCUGCUUCACAGCGCUUCAAUGCCAUGCAGCAUGCUUGCGCGACGAUUGAGCAACAGGCGGAGGAACACGGAGGAAAAGACUGAGAGGACCGUCCAGGCGGAGGCCAACUUCCAGCCAAAAAUCAACAGAGAGGUGCCAGAUUUCGAUGCCAGCUACCGGAGGUUCAGGAAACGGCUGCAAGACAAGCGGAACGUGAAACUCCUGACCGUCUGCGAGCCCUUUCAUCUGAGGACCGCUCAGAUCCCAUCACGGCAGGACCGGAUCCAGGCUGCCAUCGAGGCAGAACUGGAGAGCUCCAGAGUGACACACAGGCCAUACAGGCCCCAGGCACAGACUGUGGGCUCCAGCCUCUGUUCCUCCUUUUCAAGUAGCCUGGAACUUCUGCCUUCCAAAAUCACAGAUGCUGCCAAAAAGCGACAAGAGGCCGUGAGAAGGGCACUCGAGCAGAGAAGGGAGGCUGAAGAAGAGGAAGACAGAUGGCGAGAGAAGCAGAGACAGAGAGAGAGGAAGCUACAGAAAGUGAUCAGUAGACGUGCCCUGGCUAAUGACCCGCACACGGCCCUGUCCCAAAUCUGCCCGACCAAACUGAAGCAGUUCAGGACGCAGGACCGCCAGCGUAGGAAAGAGUAUGGGGCAGAGAUGCGGGAAAUCCAGAAGCGGGUCGAGGGGAGGCCUCUGCUGCUGGAGCAGGUGACACUGACGAACGCCAAGCUGGCCGCAGAGAAGCGCUUCGCUGAAGCACUCAGAGGGUACGGACUGAGCCAAGACAUCAUCAGCUACAGGGCAUCGGGGCACCCGCUCUCAGAGGAAUCCCUCAGCUCCGCCUCCUUCACUGAUAAGCUGAGCAAUAAGAACUAUGAUGCGGCAGGGUCCCCUGCAGGUGCAGAGUCCUUUCCAGAUGGUUACCCAGAAGACUUUGAUCGAGAGCUAAGUGAAGGAGAGGAAGGAGAGAUGCAUGAAGUCCAGAAAGGCACAGAAGAGGAGGACAAGAGAGCAGACCAAAGUGAGCUACAGGAAAAUGAGGAUGAGACCAAAGAACAGUAUUUAGAGCAGGAAAAGAAAGACGACGGCGGGCAGGAGCAUAACAGGAAGGCACCAAGCCGAAGCUCCAGUGGUGAAGAGAGUAACGCAGAAGACGUGGAAGGCUGUGAAGAGCAUGACAAACAUGGCGGACAGACCUCGUGAAGGUGUUCUGGGUUACUGAAAAGCAGAAAGAAAGAGGAAGAAAUUCUUUCAUCUGUACUGCAUUACUGGAU